Messenger RNA from Amborella trichopoda, 525 nucleotides. RefSeq names its product putative invertase inhibitor. Gene Ontology annotation, molecular function: enzyme inhibitor activity. The record is from RefSeq and is a predicted model, not a curated record. Lineage: Eukaryota; Viridiplantae; Streptophyta; Magnoliopsida; Amborellales; Amborellaceae.
AUGACUCUGGCCCUUGUGUUCUUAUCUCUGGCCAUGUCCUGUGCCCAUCCUAACAGAAUAGAAGAAGAAAGAAAAAUAAACAACUUCAUCAAUGAAUCCUGCAAUCACACAACCGACCAUAACUUCUGUGUCAAGACGUUGGGCUCAGACCCUGAUGGCACCUCCGUCAGGGACUUGGCUGGGUUGACAGCCAUCGCGCUCAAGAUAACGGUAGCCAAUGCAACAGACACCUACGCUUACAUAUCGGAGCUGUUAAACAGGAGCGGCAGUGACAAGAAGGAAAGUUUUGAGGACUGUUUGUAUGUUUAUCGAUUGACAGUGGACUAUCUCCAGUUAUCGGUGCCGGCUCUACAGCAGAAGAACUACAUCGAUCUCAAAGUCUACAUUAGUGGCUCUCUCAUUAACCCGGCGGACUGUGAGGAAGGGUUCUCUAAGGAUGGCUCUCCACUCACACAGAGGAAUAACAAUAUGACCAAACUCAUGUUGAUGACUCUUGAUCUCGUAAACUAUCUUUCUACCUCCUGA